Molecule: messenger RNA, 1130 nt
Organism: Asparagus officinalis (garden asparagus)
Lineage: Eukaryota; Viridiplantae; Streptophyta; Magnoliopsida; Asparagales; Asparagaceae
Product: ethylene-responsive transcription factor ERF113-like
Exons: 2
Coding region: 123-908 (261 amino acids)
Biological process (GO): ethylene-activated signaling pathway; regulation of DNA-templated transcription
Molecular function (GO): DNA-binding transcription factor activity; DNA binding
Source: RefSeq, a predicted model, not a curated record
GUUUUGCCCCCCAUUCCUUUUCCUUCUUCAAGCUUCUCUCUUCUCUCCUCCCUUUGAUCAUCAUAUCUCUUCAAUAUUAAAACGGACGGCUGAGAUCAUUUAUAAGGUGGAUCAUCAUAGGCAUGGGAUCGAAGAGGCCUCUUCCUUGUGACGAACAGGAAGAGAGAGAAGAAAACAUGUCAUCCUUCUCUAGAUACAGCUCGUCACGUGCGGAGCAGGAUGCCUCGGCUAUGGUCUCGGCCUUCGCUCACGUGAUCAGCGCCAGCAGUGGAGAAGUUGAGGCUGAGAACACCGCGGCGAGCUUACCGGAGGCACACAAGGAAGCUGCAGUCAAGCCUGAUUUAGAGGAGCAAGGAGCAACCACAAUGAGAAGACACUACAGAGGAGUGCGUCAAAGGCCAUGGGGCAAAUGGGCAGCGGAGAUACGCGACCCCAAGAAAGCAGCCCGUGUCUGGCUCGGCACCUUCGACACCGCUGAGGCCGCUGCUGUUGCCUACGAUCAGGCUGCGCUCCGAUUCAAGGGCACCAAAGCCAAGCUCAACUUCCCUGAGCGAGUCCAGGGCCGAACGGACCUCAGUUUCCUACUGACCCGAGGAAUUCCCACAGAAGUACCAGCCACAAACUUAUCUCAAGUUUCAUACCCUAAUUUACUGCAGUAUGCACAGUUGCUGCAGAGUGGUAGAGAUGAGGAUCUAAGCAAUGUUGCUUCUGGGCUUUAUUGUACUGGAAAGUCUUUGCAAUUUUCAUCUUCAUCAGGAACGAAGGUGGAGGGUUCUAAUUCGUCGGAGGAGUUUUUGGAUUUUUCAUUACCGCAUGCUGCGGGUUCAGUCUCUUCUUCUUCGAGUUCUUGGAGUGGUCAUGGAGAUCAAAAGGAUAAAGAUCGGGGAGGGAAGCAAAAAGAUAAUUAAGGGUUCAAGGGGUUGAGUGUUAAGAUUGCAUGGGGAAUAAGAGGGGAACGUGAUAGCUAGAUGUGGGUAUUGGAAGUGUGAAAACUAUUCAGUGGUUUUCCGUAAGAAUGACCAACCGUGCUACUUGUUGAUUGACAUGAUGAGAUUUAAUUUGGGGGGUGCUCAAUGGAAAUUAUUUUCAUGAGCCAUGAAACCAUAAAACCCAAUCCGUUUCUUAAUUUA